AUGAAAUUGGUUGAUAUUUUACUUGUACUGACUGCGGCAGCAACCGCCAAUGCAAUACUGACACCGACUGAUAACGAUCGUUCACCACAAGCAUCAGGCACUUCCAGUCAAGUGUCUGGCUCAACCAGUGAACCUAAUCCAGACACUUCAAAUGAAUACCAGCAAGAACCAGUGGAUUUGAGUAUUCACAACCGAAUCCAACAACAGCCAAUGGAUCAACCUAAUCCAAAUACUCCCGGUCCAAACCAGCGACCGACUGUGAUUGUAGCUGGUCCAAAUAUUCUCAAACAAGGCCGAAAACGCAUAAUUGGUGUGAUUGAUUUAACCACAUCCGACCAAGACCAACAACAACCAACUGAUGUAGCUGGACCGAGCACUCCCAAACGAGGUCAAACACAACCAAUUGAUCAGUCCAGCCCAAGUACUUCCAGUCAAAACCAGCAACAACCAAUGGAACAAGGCGAGUCUGCCAAUACUGUUCCAGAUCAAGUGGCUGUAUUAGGCCCAAAAUAUCAGAGAAGCUUUAAUCGUAUAAAGAAAAGGCUUGUAGAGUCUAAAGAAUUACGAAACAAAAAACGCGAAGAAUAUUGUAAAUCUAUGGCUCUUAAAUUUGAACAAUGGUCAGCAUUAGAAAGAGGAGAAGAAAUAUCAGGAUCAAAGUACAAUCCAGACACUGAAAAUCAAUUGAAGCAAGAGUAUGAAAAGGCAAGCAGAAGAGUAUACAGUAUCAGACAUGAUCUGAAAGUGUUUAUGGAAAAGCAUGGUUUGAAAUUUGAAGAACCGGACUCGGAUUGA
Molecule: messenger RNA, 795 nt
Organism: Batrachochytrium dendrobatidis JAM81
Lineage: Eukaryota; Fungi; Chytridiomycota; Chytridiomycetes; Rhizophydiales
Exons: 1
Coding region: 1-795 (264 amino acids)
Source: RefSeq, a predicted model, not a curated record